Messenger RNA from Pelagomonas calceolata, 1781 nucleotides. Lineage: Eukaryota; Pelagophyceae; Pelagomonadales; Pelagomonadaceae. The record is from the annotation of a GenBank genome assembly.
CCACGCACGCGCUUUGUCCGGAGGAGCGUUUGAGACUGCUCUUUGACAGCUCAAACAUAGCACGACUCGCUACCGCAGCGAUGGCCGCCGAAAAAGCCGCCGACGGCGGCCCACCCAUACCGGACUGGGCCGCCGGCGACGCGGCGACGGAGGCGCCCUUCGUGCUCGAAGUGAUCAAGGACGGCGUGCCCGUCGACGAGAUACCAUUGACGGCGGCGCGCUGCCUCGUGGGUCGGGCGGCCGACGCCGUGCAGGUGCCGCUCGCGCACGCGUCCAUCAGUCGAGUGCACGCCUGCUUCCAGCGGUCGACGGACGGUUUGUUGUAUGUGGCCGACUGCGCGUCGUCGCACGGCUCGCGGCUCAACAAAGCGCCGUUGCCAGCUCUGAAAUAUGUGGAAGCGCGCGACGGCGACGUGCUGCAGUUCGGGGCUUCCACGCGUAUCUUCGCGUUACAUAAGAGAGGACGGGAGCGCGCCGAACGAGCAUUGUUAGACACGGCGACCGCGGACGCGUCCGCCACCAAACACGAUGCCACAAGAAAGGUGCGCAAGAUCCACACGGAGAAGGAGCAGCCUCCCGACGUUGCAGAGAAGAAGCAGGUCACGGCCGCGGAUUUACAUGCGACGACCUGGGGCCAGGACGACGACGCGGCUCCCGAGAAAGACGACGAGGCGCUGCCCGACUACCUGAAGAAGGACCAGGGCUUCAUGGAGUACGGGGGAGAGAUCUCGUCGACGCUCAAGACCGAGGAGAAGUCUGAAAGAGACGCGAAGCUGCACGAGCGCCUCGAGACGAAGCUCCGGAAGUUGAAUGCCGCGCGGUCCCACAACCAGCGUUUACUAACGAAGGAGGGCGGCCAGGCCGGGUUGUCGGACGGCCAACGGAAAGCUUUUGACUCCAAUGAUGAACGCAUCAAGAAGUUGACCGAUGAGAUAUCUGAUUUGGAAGAUACGAUCCGAGGAAGAAAUAAGCAAAGGGACGAGUCCCGAAGGCGGAACGAGGACGACUCCUACUUAUACGCGAAGCAGCGGGACGAGGAGCCGGAGGAGGAGGUCAUGCGCGACCUCACGACGCCGCUGGCGCGCGCGCGGACGGCCGAGGAGAAACAAGCUAGACGGAACCGGCGGUUCAUGACCGCGGCGCCGGCCGCGGCGCCGCCUCCCCCUGAUGAGGAAGAUGGUAUGACCUACGAAAUGUUAAGGGAGAAGCGGGACCGCGUCGACGCGGCGUUGGUAAAACUGCGGGAAGGCCCUUCGCUCAGUACAAGGGAGGCCGGUGAUGAUGUCCUGGACGACUUCAUGGCCGCGAACGACGAGCAGGAGGCGUCGGACGUCGCGGCGGCCGCCGCGCGUGACACGGCGGCGCUCGAGAAGGAGCGCGCGCGGCUGACCGUGCUCAUGGACUUCGCGCGGCCGGCCCUCGAGGGCCUCUCGUCGUCGAAGACGCCGGCCGCCGUCGCGCCGCCACCGGAGCCCAAUGCGCCGGAAGCGCCCGAACCGGAGGCCGCAGCUCCGACGCUGCCGCCGCCGAAGCCGCCGGCGCCGCCAAAACUUAAAGUGGCGGCGCCCAUGGCCCCGACGCUGCCGCGCGCGCCCGACCCUGAGGACGAGGAACCCUCAAAACGCCGCAAGAAGAAGAAGCGCCGCGUCAUGGGCCCGGCGCGCGGGCCCUCGUCGUCCGCCGCGACGAGCGCGCUCGAGGGCGGCGACGUGGACUGGGCGCCGCCCAUGGGGCAAGACGGGAGUGGUCGGACGGCGCUGAAUGACAAGUUCGGGUAUUAA